AUGACCACGGGUGAGAAGAAGGACAGACCCCCCCCUUCCCCUAGACUUGCUACCUCGCCUCCAGAUCCUCGUUCGCCAGCUAUCACGACUUUUCACGCUUCUGGCGUUCCCUCGUCACUGCCACCAAGCGAGUCCACCCUUCGCUCUACCUCACAGCUAUCAUUAGUAUCCACUGAUGUCACAUCCCCCCCUCCCGCUCAGUCAUCCACAAGCAUGGAACCGAAGAAGACUGGAAGUUACAAGUCCUGCAAAUCUAGUUACGUUGAACCACUGGUAAGUCUCGUUAACUUCUGACACGGAGUUAAAGGUUGCUAAGUACCUCCUUACCUCAUCAGAAAGUGAGCUCCAAGGGUUGGUUUUCGCGAACAGGUACCUGGUCUCGAUCCGGGGGAACAAAGUCCGCUGCCGUGACAAAGGUAGCUUCUGAAAACGUGUCGAGGGAGCCAAGUGUUUCUGGCGGAACGAGUGGACCUGUGCCCGAUGUUGGACCGCCUGAGUCUUUACCAUUUACAGCAGGACCAUCACCGGAACUCCCACGGGAAUCCUCCCCGCCGCCGCUAGAAGAGCCUUUGGCUCCUCCACCUGUUCCUACCAGUUCCAGUACCACUACUCUCCCAAUUACGGAGCCCGUUUCGACUCAGCCCGAAGCCCGGACGCCACCGUUUACAGGGCCCCCGAACGAUACGAGUGAUUCACAAGAGACCAAAGGCUCACUAGAUCGGGGGGCAAGGAAUGAGUCUUCUGAACAACCUGUUUCGUACUGGUUUGGUUGGUGGUAUGGCCGCCAGGCGAUAACUGAGCAGCCUGCGCCAGAGCCGGAAGCCAUAGACGAGGCGCCGGAAGAGCCCCCAGCAGUUGAGAUUGAGAAUCCAGCUAAAAUCGUCCCCCAGCCGCCGGAAACGCAAGCGCCACCCACUAUGCAGCCGGAAAUACCAGCCACGCCGGCAGCUCAGACUGUUGGGACCGCCGAACGACAUGAGCCUAUGGCUGAGGCUGCCCCUCCAGCAGAUCGUUCGGGUGAUGAUGUAGCCACACUCAGGCCUAAAUCUUGGUUUGGUUGGUGGGGCGGGCAAUAUCAAGAGCUUCCAGUAGAUCCACAAAGUGGGAACCGGUCGGAAAAUGGAGAUGCGUCAAAUAGUGAGUGUGUUGCAGAUCAAGCACCACCUCAACCUCGGGCAGACCCUGAUUCGGAAUCUUCUAUCGGUCUCGAGGUACCGCCAAGGCAUGCCGACAAUUCACAGACCAGUUCGAACUCUGUCACACCAUUAUCACGGACCCCAGAGGCCGCACAGACCAUCGUGAAGACUUCCACAUGGGCAUUCUGGUCCAGGGAACGUUCAAAACCGUCAGACAAUCCUUCGACUAGUAUCUCAACGACGACGGUGGGUGAGCUAGCUGUGGCUGACACGCCAUCCCAAUCCAGCCCACAAAAGGCAAAGGCCAGGGAAAUAUCUCCGAUAUCAAUACCUGACCCCAAGAUGGCCCGGGCCCUCAACAACUUGCGCGAGGAUUCCCGUCCGGGCACACCUAAAAAGGCGGAAGCGAACACUUCCCCCGCAGCUACGGUAUCGGUUACCCCCAAAUCAGCUCCGUUUCCUUCAUCAAGCAGUGCGGGUACCGCAAAACAAAAGCUGCAAAAGAUCUUGCCUACGAACCAUCUCCUCCCGAAUUUCGAUUCCUGCUACCGGCGUUUGAAUCGGCCUUCUAUUUUCUGUCAGAUCACCAAAGUCUUCAAGAGCCAGCCUCCUAUCAGCAAGAAGCACCUCUACCUGACGCCUACACCUCCUAGAAUUAAGAAGGCCGUUGCUAUUGGGGUGCAUGGUUUUUUCCCAAUGCGUCUAGUCCGUACGGUAUUGGGAGAACCGACAGGAACGUCGAUUCGUUUUGCCAACUCUGCGGCAGCCGCUAUAAAGAGGUGGGCUGAGAAGAACGGCGUCGAGGUUGAAAUCGAGAAGAUUGCACUAGAAGGCGAGGGGAAGGUUGGGGACAGGGUUGAAAUGCUAUGGAAGCUGCUUGCAAAUUGGAUGGAUCAUGUGAAGAACGCGGAUUUCGUGUUAAUGGCAGCACAUUCACAGGGCGUAGUUGUAGGAGUCCAGUUGUUAGCAAGGCUCAUAGAGGGAGGUUGUGUGGACAAGGCAAGAGUAGGAUUUACAGCAAUGGCGGGCAUCAAUCUGGGACCAUUUUACCAUCUCCCGACAACUAUCUUGACGGGGUCCGCAAAGGAACUCUUCGAGUUUCAGAGGAUGGAGAGCAUUCCAUCGAAGAAGUACAUACAGGCACUAAGGACCUGUCUCGCGCGGAAUGUCCGGAUCCUCUACGUUGGUAGCAUAGACGACCAGCUAGUCCCUCUCGAAUCAUCAACGUUCUCAAACAUUAGCCACCCAUAUAUUUUCCGGGCGGUUUUCGUGGACGGCAGAGUUCAUGCACCGGAUUUCCUGAGCCACCUCGUAGGGUUCGCAAUGAAGUUGAGGAACCUUGGUAUCUCGGAUCACGGCUUGGUCAGAGAACUAAGUUCCCCCCUGGCCGGAAGCUUGUAUGGAGGUGAAGGGCAUUCCCGGAUCUACGACGAUAACGCCGUCUACGAGUAAGGUAUCCCUACCCCCCAGCAAAAUGAUCCCCUACUAACUUUGGCUCGCAGCCUCGGUGUCCGCCACGCGCUGGAAACAACCGACUGCCCAGACGUGCCUCUAGCGUUUGAUAUGUUCGAGCUACCAACAAACAACAGCAACCCCUUCCUCCUCCCCUGGAGUAUGAGGGGCAUGCUGGAGGAACCGCACGUGAGGAGUAAACUAGAAGGCGAGUGCGCUGAGCUGCUCGAGCAGUUCCAAAAGUGGAAGCCCACCUCCAAGGUUCUCAAGGACGUCAAGUUUAGAUUAGAAGGUAUCAGGAGUAAACUUUGA
Messenger RNA from Tuber aestivum (summer truffle), 2900 nucleotides. NCBI's taxonomy places the organism in Eukaryota, Fungi, Ascomycota, Pezizomycetes, Pezizales, Tuberaceae. The record is from the annotation of a GenBank genome assembly.